GCAUUUGACUUUCUUUCUCGGAAACUGUUCCUUGGGUGAUGAUACCUCGACCAAGUUUUGGCCUAGAAUAAAUAUAUAUACCAAGCAGGAUGCAUUUCAUGGGUCGAGAGACCAAGUCGAAGUAAACGUAGGGGAGCUCCGAACCAACUCCGUGCCUUGGACAAAUCAAGAGGUGGAAGGAACAAGGCAAGCAGGUGAAGACGUUCGCUUGGUCAACCGUGUGCUUCGUCUUGUGUUGCUCGGAGAAAAAACCUGCUCUCCUCGUCUCCCUGACCGAGUCUCACGUAUACCUACCCACCUACAAACAACUCCUGUAAAAUAUAUUCCGAUGGUCCAUAGUUUAGUGACGCCAUGAGGCUGUCAAGGAGCAGCUUUGGAGCUCCAUGUAAGUCGACGGGUAUUCGCUGGUGUGCAUAAGAAAUCUCUGCUUUCUUUCUUUCUUUCUUUCUUGUGAAAGAGGAGAAGAUCGAGGCCUGCACCGGCUGCGGAGAUGGUGAACCAGAUGAAGCUGUUCCGGAACGCCGGCCAGUCGCAAAGAUUCAGAUUCGUGGUGCUCGUCAUAGGAUGCUUUCUGGUCUCCAUGACCUUCAUAGUGGUGUCUAGACCACUCACUUUCCCCAGUCUCAGCUCAAGGCUGCGUCCUCAAAAAUCAGAUGCGGAGCGAGAGAAAGCAGCAGACACUUCAUCUUAUUCGGCUCCCUCUACAGAAAAGAAGAAAGAGGAGAAUUUCCAAGGUAAAAAGAAUCACACCAUCGUUGAUCCGAUCGAGGACGACAAGACGGGCAUUGAUGAAGUAAUGGAAACCACAGUCGAGGCAGAGGAGGAACGCACCGAUCGAGAUGAAGACCACAAUCGAAUGACGCUGCCGACGGUUUCCAAUUACACCAUCGAUGAUACCGUUCAGGUGGAUAAAAAGACCACUCCCGAGCAACCUGCUCGGGAAGUUAAGGCCGUGGAGAAGAUGCUGUCAUGCGAUUUUUCAGACCCUCGAGUAGAUAUCUGCGAGAUGUCCGGCGACAUCAGAAUUCCUGGGAAUUCAUCGGACGUCAUCUUUGUAGAAUCUCCGCAGAGUGACCAGGCGUUCCGAUUCCGCCCCUACGCCCGCAAGGGAGACCAAACUGCGUUCGGCCGAGUCAGAGAGUUGACGGUGAAGUCCAGCACCGCCGCACCUCAAUGCACCGUCAGCCACAACGUCCCCGCCGUCGUCUUCUCCACCGGCGGAUACACCGGCAACCUCUUCCAUGACUUCACCGACGUCCUCAUCCCGCUCUUCCUGACCGCCCGCCAGUACGACGGCGAGGUCCAGUUCGUGGUGAGCGACAUGAAUCCGUGGUGGGUCUACAAGUACCGCCUCCUGUUCCAGAAGCUCUCCAAGUACCCACCGAUCGACUUCGACAAGGACAAGGGCGUGCACUGCUUCACCAAGGUCGUCGUGGGUCUUCGAGCUAACAAGGAGCUCAGCAUCGAUCCCGCCAGGGCUCCCAAUGACUACUCCAUGGUCGACUUCGGUAAAUUUAUGAGAAGCGCAUUGUCGCUGGAGAGAGAGUCGAUGUCCAACAUCGAGGAUCUCGCGGGUAGGAGGCCGAGAAUACUGAUCAUAGCAAGGAAGCGAUCGCGGAAGUUCGUGAAUCUGUUCGAGAUCGCUCAGUUGGCGGAGCAGCUGGGCUUCGAAGUGGAGGUGAACGAGGCAGAAGUGGGAUCCGACGUGGCGCAAUUCGCGAAGCUGGUGAACUCGGUGGACGUGAUGGUGGGGGUGCACGGCGCCGGGCUCACCAAUCUGGUGUUCCUGCCUCCCAACGCCACCGUGAUACAGGUGGUGCCAUGGGGAGGGCUGGAGUGGCUAUCCAUGCUGGAUUUUGGAGAUCCGGCCAAGGACAUGAAGCUGAACUACGUGCAGUACAGCAUCGACAUAGAGGAGAGCAGUCUGACAGAGCAGUACCCGAGGGAUCACCCUGUGUUCAAGGAUCCUUUGUCCUUCCACAAGCAAGGAUUCCAUGUUCUCAGGUCAACCUUCAUGGCUAACCAGAAUGUGAAGCUCGACGUCAACAAGUUCAAGAGCGUGCUGUGGAAAGCACUGGAGCACAUCAUACAAUAGCAGAAAAUAAAACCGAUUCUUUGUGUCACCAAUUAUUUCGCUCGUCAUGAUUAAGAAGGGGCAACAAAGCAAGAUGGGAGGUGUAUGAGUACGAUGUACCAGAAGGUAUGGUGAUUGAUGUCUAUGGUUCAGACUGGUCCUCCGUAGCCUCUGCAAUUGAAGUUUGAGUUACUCUGCUGUAAGAAUGGCAUGUAGAUAGAAGGUUGGUUUCAUUUGUCACCGAGGACUAUCAUCCGCCUCUUGUACCAUAAAUGAAGAAUGAUUGACGGGGUUGGUGGACUUCAA
Messenger RNA from Musa acuminata AAA Group (dessert banana), 2380 nucleotides. Its product is annotated as alpha-1,3-arabinosyltransferase XAT2-like. NCBI's taxonomy places the organism in Eukaryota, Viridiplantae, Streptophyta, Magnoliopsida, Zingiberales, Musaceae. The coding region runs from base 491 to 2095 and encodes 534 amino acids. The transcript has 7 exons. Gene Ontology annotation, molecular function: glycosyltransferase activity. The record is from RefSeq and is a predicted model, not a curated record.